GUGUCUCUCACGUGCAAGUCGAGUCUUUCUCCCCGCCGCGCUUUUUCCUCAAGCCGAUUUCUUCUACCCCUCUUCCUUCCUUCCUCCCCCCCCUUCGCACCCCUUGCACCCCUUCUCUUCUGUUCUCCUAUACUUACUCAUCGUCUGUUAUUAUUCCUGUUUGCUGUGAUUAUGUCAAAGACGUUCAAAGCUACUGAAGUUGCGGAGCACAAGAAGCCCGACUCGCUGUGGAUCAUCGUCGAGGGCGACGUGUACGAUGUUACAAAGGUGCGAAAAGUAACAUAUCUCCUCCUGAGACUCUCUGACAAGCGGGCACCAUAGUUCCAAAAUGACCAUCCGGGCGGAAAGAAGAUCCUGCAGAGGGUCGGCGGCAAGGACGCUACCGCGCAAUUCUGGAAAUACCACAACGAGGGAACUCUGAAGAAGUAUAAGGCACAACUCCAGAUCGGAUCUCUGGAGGGCAAGGCCCCGCCGUCGCCAGAGCCGGAGAGGGGGGUGGCAGAGACGGAGCAGGUUGUUACUAUGCGAGCUGGGCCUGUUGCCCCAGCGCCAACGAGCGAGGCGCAUGAGGGGAAGGAGGCACUGGACACUUAUGGUGACCUUAUUCCCUUUGGCGACCCUGCUUGGUAUCAGGGUGUGGGUCAUUCUAUAUCCUGAGAUUGCGCUGUUAGAGACUUGUGGCUGACGCGUCGAUUAGUAUCAUUCACCUUACUACAAUGCAUCGCAUGCUGCCCUCAGAGAUGAGGUUAGGGGCUGGGUUGAGGAGAAGAUUGAACCUCACUUGAAUGAUUGGGAGAAGCAGAAGUUUGUCCCUGUCGAGGUUUACAAGGAGAUGGGUACUCGCGGCUAUCUUCCCGGGUGUGUUUGAUGCCCCUGCCUUUGCUCUUGUGUUUGGCCGGUUACUAACGGUUCAACAGUCUUCUUGGCGUCAAGUACCCCAAGGAAUACACCCCAUAUAGCGUCGCCGCUGUCUCUCCGGAGAAGUGGGAUCACUUCCACGAGUUUAUUCUUACCGAUGAGCUAUCGCGUACUGGUUCCGGUGGGUUUGUAUGGAACAUGAUUGGCGGUUACUCGAUCAGUCUCCCCCCAGUAUUUAGGUUUGGUCGGAAGGAGCUUAAGGACCGGAUUGUUCCCGGAAUCAUCACUGGCGAGAAGAGGAUCUGUUUGUGUAUCACUGAGCCUGAUGCGGGUAGUGACGUUGCAAACCUGACCUGCGAGGCCAAGAGGACGUCGGAUGGCAAGCACUAUAUUGUCAAUGGCGAGAGUAAGGUGUCCGUGAUAAUCAACACAGUGAAUCUGUGCUAAUAUCUCGUAGAAAAAUGGAUCACAAAUGGUAUCUGGUCCGACUACUUCACUGUAGCCGUCCGUACUGGUGGCUCGGGUAUGGGUGGUGUUUCUGUCCUCCUCAUCGAGCGCGGCCCUGGUGUCUCUACCCGCGAGAUGGACUGCCAGGGUGUCCAUGGAUCGGGAACAGCUUACAUCACCUUCGAGGAUGUCAAGGUCCCCGUCGAAAACCUUAUCGGCAAGGAGAACGCCGGUUUCAAGGUCAUCAUGACCAACUUUAACCACGAGCGUCUUGGCAUCGUCAUCCAGUGCACGCGCUUCUCUCGCGUCCUCUACGAGGAGUCGAUGAAGUACGCCAACCGCCGCCGCACGUUCGGCAAGAAGCUCAUUGAGCACCCUGUAAUCCGUAUGAAGUUGGCACAUAUGGUCCGCCAGAUCGAAGCGACGCACAACUGGCUAGAGAACAUCGUCUACCAGGGCUCCUGCAUGGGCGACACAGAAGCAAUGUUGAAGCUCGGGGGUGCUAUCGCAGGAUUGAAGGCUCAGAGUACCACAACCUUCGAAUUCUGCGCCCGUGAAGCUGCCCAGAUCUUUGGUGGGCUCGGAUAUACAAAGGGUGGUGUCGGAGCCAAGGUUGAGCGAUUAUAUAGAGAUGUUCGAGGAUACGCUAUUCCCGGUGGUAGCGAGGAGAUCAUGUUGGAUCUCAGCAUCAGACAGAGCUUGAAGGUCCACCAGGCGCUGGGUAUGAAGCUGUGAUAUGGGAUUGGGUCGGAUUGUGUUUACGGUUCGGUUGGUUGGUUUGGAUUCCUCUCGCGCGCACGCGCGCGUGUGUGUGUAUGAGUUUUUACUAUUUGUUUACUGGUUAAAAUUGGGCUUUGUUUGAUUAGUAGAAAUUAAGCAUUGGAUGUAAUUCUGUGGCAUUGCUGCUUUUGACACCGAGAAAUAUCGUUGAGACUUGGCACAGCACUUCGGCAAUAUGAAAAGAAGGUGUUGUGAGGUCUCCGGGUGUUUAGAUUGUUCUGGAAUGAGGGGAGACUACUUGUAGACUACAUCAUAACGUGCCUGCGCAUUAGACUUGGCUGUUGCUUAACUUAGGCUUAGUAGGCACCUACGAGUA
This is a messenger RNA of Tuber aestivum (summer truffle), 2401 nucleotides long. The record is from the annotation of a GenBank genome assembly. Lineage: Eukaryota; Fungi; Ascomycota; Pezizomycetes; Pezizales; Tuberaceae.